Molecule: messenger RNA, 201 nt
Organism: Clunio marinus
Lineage: Eukaryota; Metazoa; Arthropoda; Insecta; Diptera; Chironomidae
Source: the annotation of a GenBank genome assembly
AUGAAAUUAAUUAGUAAAAACUGCAGCAAGUCGUUAACAUCGAAAGAGUCGAAAAACUCUUGUCAAGGCAGUUCAUUAGCAAUCAGUUUAAUUAAAAAUAACAGAAGCAGAAACAAAACACCGGCGACAAUUUGCAGUCAUCAACAAAAUGAACUUCAUCUUCAUUCAGAUGUCACAUGUUUAAUACCAAAAUUAAAAUAA